Molecule: messenger RNA, 174 nt
Organism: Paracoccidioides brasiliensis Pb18
Exons: 2
Coding region: 1-174 (57 amino acids)
Source: RefSeq, a predicted model, not a curated record
AUGCCUCUUUAUGACAAGGAAGAUACCCUGUCGGACAACACUCCCAGUGAUUCCAGCACCCUUUAUCGAGUUUCAAGGCGCGAAAAGUUUCAGCAUGAAUCCAAGAAGUUGAAGGGCAAAUUGACACACCAUAUCGACGAGAGCAUUUUACGGAUGAGACGACAGCGUAUCUAA